This is a messenger RNA of Phragmites australis (common reed), 713 nucleotides long. RefSeq names its product small ribosomal subunit protein uS8z/uS8w-like. Gene Ontology annotation, biological process: translation. The transcript is spliced from 4 exons. Lineage: Eukaryota; Viridiplantae; Streptophyta; Magnoliopsida; Poales; Poaceae. The coding region runs from base 146 to 538 and encodes 130 amino acids. Gene Ontology annotation, molecular function: structural constituent of ribosome. Gene Ontology annotation, cellular component: cytosolic small ribosomal subunit; ribosome. The record is from RefSeq and is a predicted model, not a curated record.
CUAGCAAGGAACCCUCGCUCCCGCAGCCGCCCUUAUAACCAGCACUGCGUCGCGCUGCGCCAAACCCUAGCCCUGCCUCUCCUCUCCCGCGCCGCCGCGUCGCCCUCCUCGUUAGGGUCCCGGCGUCCUUCGAGGUAAGGUCAGCAUGGUGAGAGUCAGUGUGCUCAAUGAUGCGCUGAAGUCCAUGUACAAUGCUGAGAAGAGGGGGAAAAGGCAGGUCAUGAUCAGGCCGUCGUCCAAGGUUAUCAUCAAGUUCUUGUUGGUCAUGCAGCGUCAUGGUUACAUCGGCGAGUUUGAGUACGUGGACGACCACCGUGCGGGCAAGAUUGUGGUUGAGUUGAAUGGAAGGCUCAACAAAUGUGGCGUCAUUAGCCCUCGCUUUGAUGUUGGGGUUAAAGAGAUUGAGGGAUGGACCGCCAGGCUGCUACCAUCUCGGCAGUUUGGGUACAUCGUGCUCACAACUUCUGCCGGUAUUAUGGACCACGAGGAGGCAAGGCGGAAGAAUGUUGGAGGGAAGGUUCUCGGUUUCUUCUACUGAUUGGUGGGACGUGGGAAUGUAUGAAAGUACUAGGAUUUUGCAAAGAACUAUUAUGUCUUUUACUGUCUGAAUAGCCUGAGCUGGCUUAUUUAAGAUUCUGAAAUCUACUGUGCACUUGGAUUGUAUGAGCUGGGCCUCUGUUUAAUUUAGAUGGCUGUAUGCAUGUCUUGAGGCU